Perca fluviatilis (European perch) is the source of this 3556-nucleotide messenger RNA. It is a transcript of the gene dgat1b, whose product is annotated as diacylglycerol O-acyltransferase 1b. The record is from RefSeq and is a predicted model, not a curated record. Lineage: Eukaryota; Metazoa; Chordata; Actinopteri; Perciformes; Percidae. Gene Ontology annotation, molecular function: diacylglycerol O-acyltransferase activity. Gene Ontology annotation, biological process: triglyceride biosynthetic process. The coding region runs from base 280 to 1800 and encodes 506 amino acids. Gene Ontology annotation, cellular component: endoplasmic reticulum membrane. The transcript has 17 exons.
CGUCUGACUGACUCACCUGUUGGUUACAGUCGGUGACAGUGUGCCAACAGUCAGACAGACAAGUCACAGCAGCAAGCUCCUGUCACAGUGGCGUCAUGAAUACACUCCUACCUCCUAUGUGAACUGUACGGAUAUUUGAGCUUUGGGCGGAUUGUUUAGCAGCCCAUUCACUUCCCUCUCUUGGGCUAACGUUGCCAACGCUACGCUACUAUCACAAGUAACGUUACUGUAGAAGUGAACUUUGAGUAGAUUUAACUAGUUGUUUUUUUCUCGGUCAUUAUGGGGGACUCGGGCGCGACCGGGGCCUUAACUCGCAGGAGAAGGGCAACUUUGGCAGCGGGUAAAGGUGCAGAUCUGCUGCCGAUGAACGGGAGGUCUGCAGCGGUGCGCCAAUCCUCAGUGACCACUGACAUUACCAGAGACAAUGGCCAGGAAAAACGAAAUCGUUCACUGGAAACAGUCCGGUUUAAAUCAAAGACUGAGAAAGAGAAACGCAAGAAUGACAUACGUGAAAGACUGAGCUGUCAUAAGACACAGGAGUCCCUGCUGAGUUCCGCCAGUGGUUACAAUAACUACAGAGGAAUCCUCAACUGGUGUGUGGUCAUGCUGGUGUUGAGUAAUGCUCGCCUCUUCUUAGAAAACCUGUUAAGUUACGGUAUUCUGGUGGACCCUAUUCAGGUGAUUUCCUUGUUUCUGAAUGAUUCCUACAGCUGGCCAGCCUGCCUGGUGAUUGUUUCCAACAUGUUCAUUCUGGUGGCUCUCUACACAGAGAGGCAGCUGUCGAAGGGUUCAUUCACUGAACUUGUGGGAUUUCUGGUCCAUUGCAUUAACUUGGCAAUCAUGCUAACAUUCCCUGCUGCAGUGGUCCUAUUGGUCCCCUCCAUGACCCCAGUUGGCGGUGCGUUUGUUCUUGGUACUUACACCAUCCUCUUCCUAAAGCUUUACUCCUAUAAGGACGUCAACAUGUGGUGCAGAGAGCAGAGCACUGUCAAGGCCAAGACACUGGCCAGGUCGCUGUCUUGUCCCUCAGCACAACACUUAAAUGGAGGCGACCGUAAGGUGUUUUACCCUGGCAACCUCACAAUCAGAGACAUAUACUACUUUGUCUCUGCUCCAACUCUGUGCUACGAGCUCAACUUCCCUCGCUCUCCUAAUAUUCGCAUAGGUUUCCUGCUGAGGCGACUGCUUGAGAUGCUGUUCUUCACCCAGCUGUUAGUUGCUCUCACUCAACAGUGGAUGAUUCCCAUCAUUCAAAGUUCCAUGAAACCACUAGAGGACAUGGAUCUGUCCAGGAUGACUGAGAGACUUCUAAGAUUAGCUGUUCCUAAUCACUUGCUGUGGCUGAUGUUCUUCUACGUGUUCUUCCACUCGUCAAUGAACUUCACAGCUGAGCUGCUGCGCUUUGGGGACAGAGAGUUCUACAAGGACUGGUGGAACUCUGAGACAGUGACAUAUUUCUGGCAGAACUGGAACAUCCCUGUACACAAGUGGUGUCUACGCCACUUUUACAGGCCGCUGCUUAGGAGAGGAUUUAGUAAAAUGGUCAGCCAAUCAGCUGUCUUCUUCUUGUCGGCUUUCUUCCAUGAGUACUUGGUCAGUGUUCCUCUCAGGAUGUUCAGACUUUGGGCCUUCAUGGGCAUGAUGGCACAGCUUCCGUUAGCCUGGUUUGUUGGUCGCUUCCUGCGCGGUAACUACAGCAACGCUGCAGUGUGGAUGUCACUUAUCAUUGGUCAGCCAUUCGCCAUCCUGAUGUACGUCCACGACUACUAUGUACUGCAUUACAGACAGGAGGCUACCUGAUGUGUAUACACACACACACACACACACACACACACACACACACACACACACACACACACACACACACACACACAUAUAUCUACCCUCUUUCUCUGACUUUGUCUCACUCUUUCUAUCUGUCACAAAUACAAAAGCACUACGUGAAUCCAGUGCAGAAAACCGAAAUCAUACUUUACAUGUCAGGAUGAACUGAUCACAUCCCGAUCAUAGCAUGUUUACAUUAGACACCUUGGCCGUUGUAUCUUCCUGCAAUGUAAUGUUUUUGUAAAAAAAAAUUUCUUCAAGCUAGGAAAAGUAAGAAUAGCUAACAGGGAAAAUAUUUAAAGUUGAAAAUGUAGAAAAACGUUAAAUCUUGAAACACUACUGUAACCUAGGAAGGAAGGCUUCGCUUCCGUUUCAAGUGAUUUCGUCAUGCAGCAUUUCACUCAGGUGAUUUUUCGUUUGGGCCCGUUUGGGUACUGUGUGUGGUACUGCAGAAAACCUUUGUUUUACCAGAGAUGUUUGCUCCUCUUCUGCUGUGUGCAUGGGCAGUAUAAUGACUGUGGCUGAAUUGUAUCUAUUGUCCAGUUGACAACAUGAUUCAAGUGCCUUUGUAAAAGUUGUGAUGGAGAUUUAUGUUGCACUGUGUUUCUUUUUUGUAAGCCAAAGGGCCUUUAAUUUGUCUGGUUUGACUAUGAAAUCGAACAUCACUAGGACAAAUGAAUGUAUGCUGGUAGGAUUUUAUUAAUGUAGGAUUUUUUAUUUUUUAUAAUUGUUUUUUAUUUUUUUUACCUAGAGUGACAUUACAAUAACACAGGUCAUUUCCAAUCACGGCAACAUUGUUUGUGUAUUGAUUUUUGUUUUAGAUCAGAACAAACACGUACUAUGCAAAAUCACUGAAUUAGUUUGUUUUUGUCAUGCUCAAAUAAGGUCUUGUUUUUAAGUGUGAUUUUUGUGCCAUUUUUUUUUUUAUCAGACUUGAUUUUUGUUCAUGUGAGUAAAUUUCUGUACAUUCAUUAUACAGUAGCUGACAAAUGAAUGCAAACAUUUAUCCAAUCACAGAUAAUGGACAUACUGUAUAUGCAAGUAACAAUGGUUUUUAUGUGACUGCUAUAGAAGGGUACAAAUCUUACCUGGAAAUAAAGUUCAAUUCAACAUAUUUGUUUUGUGGUCUAGCAAACUGUAACCGUUCCAGUUGAUACUGACUGAACUGAUCAGGUCCAAGGCCUCAAUAGUAAUCUUGUCACUGUGUGGCAAAGUGACGUGAAAGUCACAUGAAUUCUGAUUUGACUGUUCAGACUGAGGUUGCAGUGCAGAAAAUCUGAGCUGUAUCUGAUUUAGGAUCACAUAUGAAUUGAAAAGAUCAGAAUUCAUGUGAUUUGUGCUGUUUACACUGUUUAAAAAAAAAAACAUAUCUGAGUCAAAGCAAGUGAAUGAUUUGGACCACUUUUUGUCUGAAGUGUAAACAUAGCCAAAAUAUGUCUAGUUUUUAUCCACAGGCUUGUAGUUCUGCAUUCUAAACCAUGCAAUGAAUUGGAACUAACUAUAGAGAAAUGUUGCAAGCCCAGUCCAGGCUGCUAACCUUUUUUUUUUCUUUGUGAUCUUUUAUUCUGCUCUAUAUAAAUUUUUUUAUUUUGUAUUAUUUUACUUACUGCAUUUGAUUAGCUGGUUUCUAAAACACUUGUUUAAUCUUAAUCUUUAUGCCAUUACUGUAACUAUAACUACUGUUAUUAAAUACAAGAACCUCUUGCUGGAGGCUCUGAAUGAAACCACGAUA